Molecule: messenger RNA, 1236 nt
Organism: Trichoderma gamsii
Lineage: Eukaryota; Fungi; Ascomycota; Sordariomycetes; Hypocreales; Hypocreaceae
Exons: 1
Coding region: 1-1236 (411 amino acids)
Source: RefSeq, a predicted model, not a curated record
AUGGCGGCUCAUCAGCCCAUGCCGUACCGAGGCCCGGUAAAAGGCUCCUCGCGCAACCAAGCCUCGAAACAGUCGCGGCAAUCCAAAGCGCUUGAUCCCGAAGACUUGACGAGACGGCUGCAGGUUGUACUGGCAGAGCAAAAAGCUGUUGCAGAGAGGAAGAAGCGGGCUAGGGCAGCAGUCGAAGCCGAACGACAGGCAAACGCCGCAGCUGCGGCACGAAAUGCGAGCGUCCUGCAUCCCGGACAGCACGGAAUCCCCGUGGGGCCAACUGCCCCCUCUACGUUUAUACAAAAGAAGCAAAUAACAGCAUCCAAGUCACACGGUAAACUUAUAUCUCGAGAGUCAAGCGAGCAUGCCCCCAAGGCGGAGAAGCUUCAAAAAGCUGGGAGGAAAAAUUCUACCUCAUCAUCUAGCGACAGAAAUUCAGAAGAUGCAGCGCCAUCCAAUUACCGUCAUGUCCCUCAGUUUGCUGCAUCGCAGUUUGCCCGGACGACCACCGUCGAGACAGUAACGGAGAAGCAUCUCCUACACAAGUUGUCCAAGCAAGCUAUGAAAUUCCAUAUGGAAGGCCCCAAUGCAAUGGCUAGCAUGGCAGCCUCGGACCUUACGCCAUCUGAGCAGAACAAGGCACUCAGAAGGGUGCAGAGUAUGAGAGAGAGACAAUACGAGAGGAACCAGUUUCAACACAACCAUACACUCGCCACUACGGCCGAGAUUGAUGAGAAGCCAGCAUCUCCCGCUACUGCUCAUACAUUCCAAGAACACCGCAAAUCCAAAGAGGAAACAAACAAAGUCCUGCGGAGGAGAAGCGUGGGUGCUAUCCUCGGCAUGAUGAUAUCAGCAGACCCCGAACCCGCCAGAGCAUCACUGUCCUCUGCAGAGAAUCAGUCAGUUGCCACUCACUCUGAUGUUCUGCCAGUCAAUGCCGAUGAGCACCGUGUGGAUUGGACUCAGAGUGACGAAGCCGCGCUCAUUCAGCAGCAGCAACAACAGAAGCAACAGCCUCAACAACAACUGCAGCAGCCGCAACAGCCGAUGAAAGCUAGUAUAAGCCAAAAUGCGUUGCGCAAAUCUGAAUCGAGGUGGGCUUUGCGAACCAAGCUUGGAAACCUUGGCAAGAAGAGCGACAAACUUUCUUCCCCGACGGAAGAAAAGGACGAAGAAUCGCCCAUUGAGUCACCUAAAUCUCCCCUUGCGAAGGCAGGAGGAAUCUUUGCACGAUUUAAGCGUUAG